AUGACGGUUGACCAGGCUCACUCACCCAACGAAUCUCACACAAAGGAUGAGAAUACCAAAAUCACUUCGCAAGAUGUAGGGCUCAUUUUCGCUCGCGAAUACUACACCUUUCUUAACAAACGACCAGAUAGGUUGUAUGCAUUUUAUGGUUCAGAUUCAUUGCUCGUUCGAGGGGAUGAGGGAGAAACAGUAUCUACAGUCAAAGGACAAGAGGAAAUCAGUAAAAAGAUUGAAGAACUUGAGUUUGACAAUUGUAAAGUCCUUGUAACCCAAGUAGACAGUCAGUUGUCAGCCAAUGAUGGUAUCUUAGUUUCCGUACUAGGAGAAAUGAGCAACAAAGGCAAACCAUCUCAAAAGUUCGCAGAGACUUUUUUUUUAGCACCUCAAUUAAAUGGCUAUUACAUAUUGAAUAAUACUUUUCGAUAUUUAAAGGAAAAAGUUGACAUCGAUUAUUACUUAUGCCAGGAGAAUGAGCUAGAAGAAACAGAGCCUCUAAAGGAUGUUCAAACAGAUGCUGCGCAACCC
Molecule: messenger RNA, 525 nt
Organism: Mucor mucedo
Lineage: Eukaryota; Fungi; Mucoromycota; Mucoromycetes; Mucorales; Mucoraceae
Exons: 2
Biological process (GO): protein deubiquitination; ribophagy
Cellular component (GO): cytosol; ribonucleoprotein complex; Ubp3-Bre5 deubiquitination complex
Molecular function (GO): mRNA binding
Source: RefSeq, a predicted model, not a curated record